AUGGAUUUGAAAAGCUAUGAUCUUACGAAGCUCCUAGAUAACCCUGUCAGUUUUCUUAACGAAAACUUCCCGGACGAAUUCAGCUUCUACGGAAUAGACACACUGAUCGCACAGUUGAACGAAGAGAUUAGAAUACAGGAUAAGUCGCUGAUAAACCUGUUUGAACAAAAGGCAAUUUCAGGUGACAAAGUGCACGAAAAGUUUGAAAAUCUUCAGCUUGUCACAAACAAGCUAGAGUCAAGCAUCAAGGAAAUACACGAAAGGUCGAGGAAGGGAGAGAGUUCGCUGAAGUUACUGUCGUCAGACAUAAGAGCUCUGCACAACGCAAAGAUAAACAUAUGCGAAACAAUAGUGACGCUUAAGAGAAUACUAAUGUUCUCGAACAUGCUGGAGGACCUGUCGAAAAGCGCUAAGUCGAGAAACUAUAGGGAAGCAUCAGGAUACGUAGUAGUACUGAAGGAGUUGAGAGAAUCAUUAAAGCUUUUGAAUAAAUCGCCAUCAGUAAAGAAAUUGUUGAACUCAUGCGAUUCGUUGCUGGAAAAGCUGAAGGACCAAGUAACAGAGGACUUAGAAGUCAAGCUGGGACUGAAGCUGACAGACGCACAGCCGGAAGAGCCGCUGAAAGUAGAAGAAGUGUGUCUGUGCGGAGAUGCAUUGGGAGAUGAAAUAAGAGAGUAUAUAUCGAAUAAGUACUCGUCAAAUCUGAAGAAUUUAUACCAAAACAGCUUUUUAAACAGUUUUGACCUGAAGACGGUGGACAACUUGAACCACAGGUUCUCAUGGUUCAGAAGAAUGAUGAACGAGUUUGACGAUAACUUUAGAGGAAAGGUGCCCUUGAGUUGGGGAAUAUACGAAAAGUCGACGGACGCAUUUGUAGAGUCGCUGAGAACACAGCUAAUAGUAAAAGACAUAUUGAGUCAGUCGCACCAGUCGCUCAGCGCAAACAGUUUAGUGUCGUGUCUGUUGAGGUGCAGAGAGUUUGAGGACGAGUUGGAGACGAGGUCGGCGCAGAACACGGAGAAGGAAGCGGUGCCGCAAAGAGCACCGGUGGAGUUCCCAGAAGUGCUAGAGCCGGAGGCGCCGGCGAAAAAGACGAAGCGCCCGGAGAUCAGCAGGAUGCUGAGCAGCUGCUUCGAAGGGUACCUGGGACCAUGGAUAGCAAGCGAAGAAGCACAGCUGUCAGAUCUGCUGUCAAGGAUAAUAUCAGACAAUGACUCGGCAAUAAUGCUUGUUUUCGUAUCAGCAAGGGAGCUGUUCUCGUCAAUAAACGCAAGGCUGCAGGCAACAAUGACAAUAAGCUGCGAACAGGCGUUGUAUGAGAUGUUCCUGGUCUUCAAGAAGGUGGUCAACAAGUAUAACCACCACCUGGCAAGUAAGGUGUACCAGGUGCAGAGAACGGCGGAUCUGGAGUCGAUGGCGAAGAUAGCAGGAAACACAAUCGCAACAUGUGACUACUGCCUAGAUCUGCUAGACAAGCUCACAGACGAGAUCAGAGAGACGAUAUCGCAAACGUUCGUGGAACUGGUGACGUUUGGGCCAGAAAAAGUAGAGAAAGUGUCAUCCAUUAAGUCGGACUGCUUCAAGCAUCUGCUGGACUCCAUGUGCACGUUCCUGCCGUAUACGGCGAACGCACACGCGGAGGUCUCAGGGCCAAGUGAGCUGUUGUUGAAGAACGAAAGGCUGAUCCUGAAGAGGCUGGAGGUGUCGACGCAGUGCCUGCCGAACGUGUACCUGUACCACAUCACGAACAAGAUCGCAAGAAACUACCUGGCGCACUUCAAGGACUUCAUUUUCGCGCUCAACUACGUGUCGGAGGGAGUGACGCAGCAGCUGCUGCUGGACUCGUACGAAAUGAGAAGGUUCCUGACAGACAAGGUCAAGGAGCUGCUGAAGACGCUGCCCCAAGGGUACCUCGACAGCGUGUCCACUGAGAUGAAGAAGCUGGAGACGCUGAUAAAGGUGCUCACAGCGCCGGAGCACUCAAGCGAAGCAUACGAAGGUAACAAUGAUGUGUAG
Molecule: messenger RNA, 2016 nt
Organism: Theileria orientalis strain Shintoku
Lineage: Eukaryota; Apicomplexa; Aconoidasida; Piroplasmida; Theileriidae
Exons: 7
Coding region: 1-2016 (671 amino acids)
Biological process (GO): retrograde transport, endosome to Golgi
Cellular component (GO): GARP complex
Source: RefSeq, a predicted model, not a curated record